Ylistrum balloti is the source of this 678-nucleotide messenger RNA. Its product is annotated as spermidine/spermine N(1)-acetyltransferase-like protein 1. The transcript has a single exon. The record is from RefSeq and is a predicted model, not a curated record. The coding region runs from base 1 to 678 and encodes 225 amino acids. NCBI's taxonomy places the organism in Eukaryota, Metazoa, Mollusca, Bivalvia, Pectinida, Pectinidae.
AUGGAAACUGACCCUUGGGAAACCACCCUCACAGAAACUGACCCUUGGGAAACUAACCUCACAGAAACUGACCCUUGGGAAACCACCCUCACAGAAACUGACCCAUGGGAAACUAACCUCACAGAAACUGACUCUUGGGAAACCACCCUCACGGAAACUGACCCUUGGGAAACUAAUCUCACACAAACUGACCCUUGGGAAACAACCCUCACAGAAACUGACCCUUGGGAAACCACCCUCACAGAAACUGACCCUUGGGAAACAACCCUCACAGAAACUGACCCUUGGGAAACUAACCUCACAGAGACUGACCCUUGGGAAACUAACCUCACAGAGACUGACCCUUGGGAAACAACCCUCACAGAGACUGACCCUUGGGAAACCACCCUCACAGAAACUGACCCUUGGGAAACAACCCUCACAGAAACUGACCCUUGGGAAACUAACCUCACAGAAACUGACCCUUGGGAAACUAACCUCACAGAGACUGACCCUUGGGAAACCACCCUCACAGAAACUGACCCUUGGGAAACCACCAUCACAGAGACUAACCCUUGGGAAACCACCCUCACAGAAACUGACCCUUGGGAAACCACCCUCACAGAAACUGACCCUUGGGAAACUAACCUCACAGAAACUGACCCUUGGGAAACCACCCUCACAGAAACUGACCCUUGA